This is a messenger RNA of Oncorhynchus mykiss (rainbow trout), 4569 nucleotides long. RefSeq names its product calcium/calmodulin-dependent protein kinase type II subunit gamma. Gene Ontology annotation, biological process: protein phosphorylation. The record is from RefSeq and is a predicted model, not a curated record. Lineage: Eukaryota; Metazoa; Chordata; Actinopteri; Salmoniformes; Salmonidae. Gene Ontology annotation, molecular function: calmodulin binding; calcium/calmodulin-dependent protein kinase activity; ATP binding.
AAUGACGAAUUCAAGACAAGUGAGCAAGGGUUUUUAAAAGUCUUCAAACAGAAUCAGUACAAAAGUUGUUUUCCGCUGAUUCACACCGAAUAAUACUGCUACCCCGCGCUGAUGACAUGACUGCUCAAAAAUUCUGCUCAAGUCUCGCGUGGUUCUCUCUGCUCUUCCCCGGUCUCUCUCCGCCUCUGCCAACCCCUCCAGUCUCUCUGUCCCAGCCUGUCAGUGCCGUAGCUAGUAUCGGAGGUUAACAAUCCUCCCCUAGACCCAGAGAGCGACCCAGCCUGCCGUGAACCUGACCGAGGCUUGGAGCCCACUCUCAGCCAUGGCUACUACUAUCGUUACCUCCACCCGCUUUACAGACGAAUACCAACUCUACGAGGAGCUCGGGAAGGGAGCGUUUUCAGUGGUGCGAAGAUGUGUGAAGAAGUCAUCAGGUCAGGAGUUUGCCGCCAAAAUCAUCAACACCAAGAAACUCUCCGCCAGAGAUCACCAGAAGCUGGAACGAGAGGCGCGUAUCUGCCGCCUGCUCAAACACUCAAACAUAGUGAGGCUACAUGACAGUAUCUCAGAGGAAGGCUUUCACUACCUUGUCUUUGACCUGGUGACAGGAGGAGAAUUGUUUGAAGACAUCGUUGCUAGGGAGUACUACAGCGAGGCCGACGCCAGUCAGUGUAUUAACCAGAUCUUGGAGAGUGUUCAACAUAUCCACCAGCAUGACAUCGUCCACAGGGACCUCAAGCCUGAGAACCUGCUCCUGGCCAGUAAGAUGAAGGGAGCAGCGGUGAAGUUGGCAGACUUUGGCCUGGCCAUCGAGGUGCAGGGGGACCAACAGGCAUGGUUCGGUUUCGCAGGCACCCCUGGUUACCUGUCCCCUGAGGUCCUGAGGAAGGACGCCUACGGCAAGCCUGUGGACAUAUGGGCCUGUGGUGUUAUUCUGUAUAUCUUGUUGGUGGGCUAUCCUCCAUUCUGGGAUGAAGACCAACACAAACUCUACCAGCAGAUCAAGGCUGGGGCCUAUGAUUUUCCCUCUCCAGAGUGGGACACUGUUACUCCAGAGGCUAAGAACCUUAUUAAUCAGAUGUUGACUAUUAAUCCUUCCAAGAGAAUCACUGCUGAUCAGGCUCUCAAACAUCCAUGGAUCUGCCAACGUUCCACCGUGGCGUCUAUGAUCCACAGACAGGAGACAGUGGAAUGUCUGCGCAAGUUCAACGCUCGGAGGAAACUCAAGGGAGCGAUCCUCACCACCAUGCUGGUGUCCAGAAACUUCUCAGUGGGCCGGCAGCAUACCAACCCUGCUGCUGUGUCCUCCACCGCCUCGCUGGCGCAGGAAGCAUGCAAAAGUUUACUUAACAAGAAGGCGGAUGCUGCUAAGCCUACGACCAACAACAACAGUAAGAACAGCAUAGUGAGUGCCAUCAAUGCCAUGAAGGACAACAGCAUGGCCGCCGCACAAAUGGAAUCUCAAAAUACAGUGGUUGCUGCUGAUGGGGUCAAGGGUUCUACAGAGAGUAGCAACACAAAUGAGGAUGAGGAUAUGAAAGACAGCGUUGUGAUGAUGAGUCAGGGAAGUGCUACAGACGAGAUGCCUUCUCUUCUGACCUCGUCUGACAACUCGCCUGCCACCGUUCCUCUGCAUGACGUAAAGCGCAUGGCGUGGAACGGCUCUGAUCAAGGCUCCAACCCCGAGUCGGAGCACGCUCAGUCUGCUCCGCCCAACGCUCCACUAGGGAGCCACACUGUCCCUGUAACAGCCAAUACCACAGCACAGCACACUCGUAAGCAGGAGAUAAUCAAGAUAACUGAACAGCUGAUUGAAGCUGUAAACAAUGGAGACUUUGAGGCCUACACGAGGAUCUGUGAUCCAGGUCUGACGUCCUUUGAGCCUGAAGCUCUGGGGAAUCUGGUGGAGGGAAUGGACUUCCACAAGUUCUACUUUGAAAACUUGCUGAGUAAGAACAGUAAGCCUGUCCACACCACCCUGCUGAACCCCCACGUUCAUCUGAUUGGAGAGGAGGCUGCCUGCAUCGCCUACAUCCGCCUUACACAAUUCGUCGAUGGCCAGGGCCGCCCCCGCUCCAGCCAAUCGGAGGAGACCAGGGUGUGGCAUCGCCGCGACAGCAAGUGGCUCAACGUCCAUUUCCACUGCUCUGGUGCUCCGGCCGCACCCCUGCAGUGAUCUGGUGUACAAACACUCCAGUCGGAGUGUGAGUUUUUUGGGGCGUGUUUUCGGCUAGUGUGUUUUGGCGGCGUGUCCUCUUUGUGGAUUGGCCCAUGCCAGGUGCCCGGCCGGGCAAGACUGCACCCUCUCUGCAACACCAACCAAUCCCGUCUAUCCUUUGAUCCGCUGGGGGCCGGCCGAGUGUGGACUCCGCCCCUGUGGGAAUGAUGCAUGCAUCUGACGCCCAAUAGGAGGGCUUGUCCUUUGACCUCUGACCCCUCCCACCCGGCAGCCAUUUUGUCUCCCGUCCACGGCAGCCAUUUUGAGAUGAUGAGAGGAGCGGGGGGAGGAAUGGAGGGUUAAUGAACUUGUAAUGCCAGAUAUGACAAUGAGUUGUAAGUAUACAGGAUAAUAUAUGACUAGUAUCAGACAACACCCAACCCUACCAAGCAUUUAUAUAUACGUCGAAUGAGAGGAGAGGAGAAUGUGUGUGAUUUGUAAGAGGUGACAUGUUGGGUUUUGUAAAUGGAGAAUUCCCUAUCAGAAUUCUGAACGGAAGGACAGUCGGUUCGAUCAGAAAAGAUGUAAUAACUUGAUGUGAGGAAACACCAAAGUGUACAACUGUAGGCUUUUUACACCUUUCUGUGUUUUCUGCUGGUUUAGUUUUUUUUUGAGAGAAGGGAAGGUAGGGAGGGGGGUGCAUUCGAGAGUAAUUUUGUUUCUGUUGUGUUUUUAGCCUUGUGUUUACGUUGCGUUUCUGUGGACUGUGUCUGGGUCUGUUUGAGACGAAUUGUAAGUGACUGAGUUUUAAAAGGGGUUUUAUUGUAAAAGUGAAGCUGCAGUGUGUAUGGCCUGUCUUUUAUCUGACUGCAGUGGGAGAGAGGGACUUUUGGGGAAAAGGCGUCUGCAUUUUGCAUGUUUUCUCUCGCUCUCUCCCUUUCCUCACCCCUCUCCAUUUCACACUCCCACCCUCUGUCUGUGUUUUAGAUGGUGUGUGUGUGUGUGUGUGUAUGUAAGUCUGAGACUCAUUCAGAGGCACGACAAAGGGGUGAACAUCAUCUGGUCACACACACCAGCCGUAGUCCCAUGGCCAUGUUCCUGACCCCAUUUUGACAUGACCUCUAACGUCUACAUGUGGUUGACACCGUGUGACGAUCCACAAGGGCGCUCACACGUCAACACGCGCACGUCUCCCGCCCAAAUUCUUAUUCUAUCCUCACAUCCUGAGCCUCCAGUCUCACACGUCAACGCGCGCACGUCUCCCGCCCAAAUUCUUACUCUAUCCUCACGUCCUGAGCCUCCAGUCUCACACGUUCUGUGUAAAUGCAUAUCGUGAACACACUUGCUCACACCUACACAUUCUGGUGUGUCAGGCGUUGUAACAUAUCUUCACCGCUGUACUGUCUCCAUGGUGACACCCUGGUAGUGUGUUUUCAUCCGUUCUUCGUGCGGUGUCCCUCCAUCAGUAACAGUGUCCUUCAUUCUCCCCAUUUUGUAGAGCGGUGUCUGUUUCUCUGUUUGGAUGUCUCUCUCUGUGUGUCUGUCUGUCUCCUGGUUUGGGUUUUGUUGACAAUGUUUUUGUUUACUGUUUGCUGUUUGCAAAGUUCUGCACUCUAUAUUAUAUAUAUAUAUAUAUCUAUAUCUCACACACACACUAAAGUUACACCAACUUUUUAACUGAUCAGACUAGCUGGUUAUAAUAUCACAGGGAAGGAAGGGACUUAAUCAAGAUCAGUUGCUGAGGUUCGAAAUCUGUUACACACACACACACACAGGGAAAAGGGAAUAGAGGGUGAACGUGGAGACAACAUAAUCAAUUAAAAUGAACAGUAAAUGUAUUCAUUUAAUUUCACCCCCUCAGUGGUAUUUCAGUCCUUAUAUUGGCCAUUCAGGUGACAGAAGAGCGGUAGAGAGUUCAGAGAUCACAUAAUUAUCUGUGGAUUUAAACCAGAGAGAGAUGUAUGCAUGUUUUCAGUUUAAGCAUCUCCACCGUGCACCUACCUGAACUAGGGUAGAGGACAGGGUAUAUGCUAACAAUAUCAUAUUUGCAUCUUUUGAAAUAAAAAUGAAAAACCUGCCUCCAUCCAGAAUAUUGAAUAGGUGACAUGAGAUUAAAAAAAUAAAACUAUUUAAUUACAAAAAGGAUUGAGGAGCCUUGGCUUGUUAUGAAGCUCAUUGUCAGUACUCUCCCUGCGUUGUGAUGUUAACCUGUCGGCCUGCGCUUUCUUUCCCCAGUAGUCGUUGGACGCUGGAGUUUUUUUUUUUUUUUUUGCAUGAUCAUUAUGUACGGUAAAAUAAAACCAUGAAUUGAGGACGAUCACGUGUUUGUCUCAAUGUUAGUAGGUCCUUUAUCAUAGCUUUGUUAUUCAACUUGGAUCUUGAAAGUAUUUAAUAAAAAUAUUUCAGCACCU